AAUACAAAAGGGAAAAAAAACAUUUCCUGCUCGAUUUUUUUCUUUUUUUCUCUCUCUCUCGGUUGCGAUUGAAUCGACGAAACGAUUGAUGAAUUUGGAAUCAGAAGCUUGAAGGUUUUGAAUCGAAGGACCUGGAAUCAGAGGAAGGUGGACAUGGUAGCUUCUCAAAUGAUCUGAGGUUGAACAAUGCGAACAGUAUCUGCCUCAAAUUGAAAAAAUCUGUGAAGCUGUUGAGAAAGUUGUGGUUUGAUGUGGUGUUGUGGAGGUUUCAGAGCGGUGGUGUUGUGGAGGUUUCAGAGCGGAUCCGUUUGAGGCUUUGAUGUGGCUCUGUUGGUGGCUCAGUUUAUGUUGCCUUGUGUGUAGCUGUUUGUUGUUUGUAGUUUUUUUGUUCAGGUUGCGACUUUGGCGAAGUGUGGAGGAGUUAAUGAGCUUUUGUCACCCUUGGGGGAAGUGUGUAGGGGAGUCUGAUGUUGUGAGUAAGGUGGAGCCGGCUUAUCCAUCUCUCUUGCUAGCAGCAACAUUGGAUUCUGAUGAGCAUUUCCCAAGCUGCUAGCAUUGGAUGCUGCACAUAUUUCUAGCGUUUGAGCUUACAAUUAUGCUUUCUCUUAAUCGAUUUUGUUUUUUUCUUUCUGUAUAAGUGACAUUACAUAUCUCUGUUUCUUUGAUGCAGACCAUCGAGAUUAAUGUGUGUGAGGGUUAGAAGAGAAGAAAGAAACAUUGUGAAAGUGAAUGGUUUGCAUAUGAAGCUAGAACCAUACAAGGAGAUUGUAUCUGCUGCUUUGUUUGACAUUAUAGUUCAGAGACAAUCUUUUCACUAAGGUACCACCACCAGCUCGAACCAAGAAAGACUAGGGUUUUGUCUGUGAGAAAGGAAGAAAGACGAAGACAGCGAUGAAUUCGUUAACAGUUGAACAAGUCCUGAAAGAGAAGAAGACCCAUGACCCAGAUUCCGUAAAGGAACUUAACCUUGGCCACAAAGCUCUCACCGAUGUGUCUUGUUUGAGCAAAUUCAAAAACUUGGAGAAGCUUGACCUUCGUUUCAACAACCUUAAGGAUCUUCAGGGACUCAAGUCGUGUGUGAAUUUGAAGUGGCUUUCAGUUGUGGAAAAUAAAUUGCAAAGCUUAAGUGGAAUCGAAACACUAACUAAGCUUACAGUGCUAAAUGCUGGAAAGAAUAAGCUCAAAUCCAUGAAUGAGGUAUCUUCUCUUGUCAAUUUGGGAGCCUUGAUUUUAAACGACAAUGAAAUCUCCUCCAUUUGUAAGCUAGAUCUACUGAAAGACUUAAACAGUCUCGUUCUUUCUAGGAAUCCAAUCAGUGAAAUUGGUGACUCGCUUUCAAAGUCGAAAAAACUCACUAAAAUUUCUUUGUCUAACUGCAGGAUAAAAGCUAUAGGCUCUUCUCUCAAGUCAUGCUCUGAUUUGAAAGAGCUACGACUCGCCCACAAUGAGAUUAAGGCUCUUCCGGCUGAACUAGCUGUCAACAAAAGACUACUGAAUUUGGAUGUCGGAAACAACAUGAUCACAAAACUCUCUGGUUUAGAGGUUUUGGGGACACUAUCUUGCUUACGAAACUUGAAUAUUCGAGGAAACCUGAUCUCUGAUAACGAUAAGUCAGUUAAGCAGGUGAUAAAGUUGCUCCCCUCUUCAGUGAAUGUAUUCAACGCUCAACCACUAGAUAAAAUCUCAAGCAAGGGAAAGCAUAUCCGGCUUGAUACCGAUGAUGAAACCUUUGAUGCUCAUCACAACAAAUCGACAGAAGAAGAACAAUCCAAAGAAGAUAGAAAAAGCAAGAAGAGCUCCAAGAGAAACAAGUCAGAAGACGAAGAAGAAGCCAAUAAUGAUGAUCACAAGAGCAAGAAGAAGAAGUCUAAGAGCAACCCACAUGUAGAUCAAGUUGAAACAGAGAGAAGAGAAGAACCUAAAAAGAAGAAUACACAAAGUGACAAAGACGAUGAUGCUACUGAGAAGAAACAGAAAAAGGCUAUUCCAAAGGAGGAACUCGAUGCUAUCGAUGAUGCAGAAACAUCUUUCGCAGAAAUCUUUUCCCGGGACAAUGUGUCAAAGGGUUCUUCUGGAGACAAUAUUGAGAAGAAGAAGAGAAGCACCGGACAAGAGACAGGUCUAGUGAAAGUGAUAGAGAACAACAAUAGGAAUAAGAAGAAAACAGAAAAGAACCAAAGCAAGAAGAGUGUAGUGAUUGAUCUUCCCAUGGAAGUUGAGAUCGGGUUGGGAGGUGAGUCAAAGUGGGAAUAAUACCGGAUAAACGGAAGCUCUGGUCGUGCAACACUUUAGAGACCAGGGAAAGUUAUGUCUUAAAACAUCCAACGACUAGGGUGAUUGAAGUACACUGAUAUGAUAUAUCUGAUGGUUAAGAAACAAAUGUUUAGUGAUUUCGAUCCCCUUUAUAAAAUGGUUUUGCAGUUUUGUGAAAUACACUUGGUUUUAACUAUUUACACUUGAUUGAUC
Messenger RNA from Camelina sativa (false flax), 2466 nucleotides. RefSeq lists its product as uncharacterized. Lineage: Eukaryota; Viridiplantae; Streptophyta; Magnoliopsida; Brassicales; Brassicaceae. The record is from RefSeq and is a predicted model, not a curated record. Gene Ontology annotation, molecular function: protein binding.